CGAAAACAGGAUUCUGAAGCACCGAGUGCAUCCCAGCCCUUUGUUCUGGACGUUUAAAUCCGUUUCCCAGUGCUUGCAAAGCUGGGGUGGCUGUCCCCAUGUCGGUUUAUACUUGAUAAUGAGUUCUCUUCUGCACCUGAUAUCCUCCCAUGUGAAAAGAGCCCGCGCUUCCGGCCUGAGGAAGCAGGCAGACCCCGAUAAGCGUGCCACCUUCAGGCACAGGGUGUUUCCGUCUUCUUCCUCGUUGUCAGUUGUCGCGAAAGUUAAGAACCCAAUACCCACCUCGACGCCAUGGGAUCUCCUUCCGGUAGAGCUUCAGAUCAUAAUAUUCGCCCACUGCGGGAUCGCAGAUCUUCUCACGCUGAAAUUGGUUUGCAAAGCCUUCAAUCAAAUACUCAGUACGCAUGAACAAUUGAUUGCGCGGCAAUACCUCCGCCAGCGCCGCCAUGGGACUCUCCCGGCCCCGCUAGACGACGAAAGAAUAUAUACCUGGAAACCGGAGGAUGAUGUCGUCCUCUUGUCGGACCUCUUCCCCCCGACAAUGAGUGCAAAAGGUGGCCAGCUCUGUACCUUCCGCUAUUUAUCUAGUUUUCAAAGGCGGGAGAAGCUCUGCUCAAGGCUGUGUUAUUACCUUGCGGACCGGAUCGUGAAACGAUUUGCUGAUGUCGAGUCGACGUUUAUGAAAACUUCUUUCCCUUCAAGAACCAAACGUGCAGAGUUUAUAAGAAAAGCAAUCGCGAGGGUCUGGUCUUAUCUUUCACCACUCAUGUACUAUACCUUAUACUUCCUCGAGUCGUAUGCCGAUGCCAGACGCGAGCAGACCAACAUCCUUUUGCGCGAUUUCGAGGCUGGAAGACUACCUGUCCCAAUACCGCCAGAUGUCCGCAAGAAUCUGUACAUGGGAUUACAAAAAAAGAUCAUCCAGGCACCCCCAUUCACGGAUACGUCUACACUCAUAUCAACCAACCAUUGUAUGCGGCUCCUGGUCUUGUGGUUGCGGGACACCGUACCUCCGGACGAACCGAAUAUCUCAGACGACAGUUGGAUUGGCUCACUGCUGGCUGUGUCGCCUUUCCAACGUAUCGUGGAAUAUUUCUCGGCGGAAAUAGGAGACGGUGGCAAUCAGCGAGUGCAACGCAGAGUCUUUAUGCGCAAUUUCCACAACGACAUCACGUUGACUGAAAAUGAUGAAAUGAACUCGCGGGUGUUCGAGAGCGCACCUAACGUACACCUUCACCGCUCGGUUCAGGAUGUCUGGUUUGAUGUGGCUGCGGCUGAAUUGGAAUCGCGAAGAGCGAUAAACCAUAAGAAAGAACGCGUAAUGCUUCAUCCUCAGGUGCCUUUUCUAUUUGGUUGCCCCGGUUGCAAGCCCGGCCUAUCCGAUGGUUGGUAUACUCUGCAAAAUACGGAUGUCACGGUUUCUGAUGGAAGUUAACCUUUUGAUUUUGUCAUGUUCUCUUGUAUUUUUUCUUUUGGGCAUUAUAUCUCCCACGGGCUGCGGCGUUUUUUUAAAGAACAUGGACCACGGAUGUGCAGUUUGUUUUAUGCAUUGCGAUAGGCGCGUUGUUUCCCUGGGGUCUUGAGCUUUUUGUGUUUCCAUCAUGGCGGAUGUUAUUUGCAUAUAACAUAGCACAGGUCUUAUUGUCAUCUAUGAUUUUAACUAUCGAGGGCGCUCAAUCACCUGAGACCUACCCGUACUAUUGGCUGAUUGGUGGUGGCACCGCCACCUUUGGCACCAAAAUUCCUGACGUCUAGAACUUGAG
Aspergillus versicolor CBS 583.65 is the source of this 1763-nucleotide messenger RNA. RefSeq lists its product as uncharacterized. Bases 119 to 1435 code for a protein of 438 amino acids. Lineage: Eukaryota; Fungi; Ascomycota; Eurotiomycetes; Eurotiales; Aspergillaceae. Gene Ontology annotation, molecular function: protein binding. The record is from RefSeq and is a predicted model, not a curated record. The transcript is spliced from 3 exons.